GAUUUUGAAUUGAACCAAAAAAAAAACAAGAAUGGCACGGCCCAGCACCAGCUUAGAUUUAAGCGAAUUUUUCAGCAAUGAUGACAGUGAUGGUCAUCGCUUAGCGGAAUUUCUUCAAAAGAGACGAGGAGGUGUACAAAGACAAAAUUUUCUUUUUAUGAAUUGUGAACCUCAACGCUUGAGCCUAGAUGUACAAUUGGAAAAACUACCACCAUCGCAGCAGCUGGCAACUUGCGAAAAAAAUAAUGAAAAACAAAUAGAAAAUGUAGAGGAAUGUGAUAAAAAUGUAGAGAAUGCUGGCAAUGAUGAGAUAGAAAAUGAAUUAGCUUCACUACAUGGUGAGACUGUGGGAGCAGCACCUGGCUCUAAUAAUGAGACUAAUGAACAUGUGUCCAAAGUUUCAAAAGUUCAUCCUUUACCUAGUGAAGGUAUGUCACCCAAUUCACCAGACAAGCCGCACCGUCUAUCUCCGCCCCCAAGUUCAAUAAAACCAUUAAGUCCUUCUCGACCUCUAAGUCCUCGUUUGUCAUCCAUACGUAAAAGUGGCGGUAUUUCUCCUAGCGAUAGACUACGACGUUACAGCUUGAAGCGCCUAACCAAGAUUGGCAGACGUACUUUACUUCAAGAAUUUGAAAGUACAGUUUCGGAUACUAACUUUGAUCCCCCUAUAUGCAGUACUCCCCUUUCACAGCCACUACCAGAAAACCUACCUUCUUCUCCAUCCUCAAGCCAAUCACCCGGAGUUGAAAACUUAAUACCCAAUGGAACAGACAAAGGUCCCAGUUCGAAUGAGUCAUGCUGUGAACAUGCCGAUACAUUAAUUCGAACAUUGCAACGUAAAGAUGAAGAACUUAAACAUUAUAUGGAAAGUAUUUUGGAAAAUACCAUGAGAAAGAUCCAAAGCCAAGAGAAGGAAAAUAAUAAAAGCACAUCAGAGGACACACAAACUAUUGCAACUUCACAAGCCACCAAGUCACCAUUAAAACGAACAUACACCGUGGAAAAAGGAAACACUCUUGGACAAGUAAUUUUAACUCCAGAUAGAACUGCAAAACAAAGUCCACCUCAUUCCAGAUUGUUAAGAUCACAAACAGAAUAUUCACCCUGCAAAAUAUUGAAGACACCAGAACGAAGCCUAAAUCGUUCCAUGAGUUCAAUAAAAGUCAAAAGCCCUCAAAAUAUCAUAUCACCGCGACAUCUCAAUAAUUCCGUGUCAUAUAUGGACAGUAGACCAAAUCAGUCAAAUUGUAACAUAACACAUAGAGGUUCGAAAAUGCUGGAAAUAAGUCGUUCACGUAGACAGCAAGAACAACAGGUACCAACUACUCCUCCAAGGAACAAUGUGUCAAUUAUAUUUCCAUCACAAGAUGUCGAAAUACCAGAAACACAAGAUGUACCACCUGCAAGAGAAAAUUCGAUAAUUAUACAGUCAGAUAAUCGGGAAAUGCCUCUGGUUGUUAUACCAGUAAAUCAUACCUUUAACAGGACCUGUGAAAAAGAAAUUCUCCGCAACAAUACAAUUAUAACAGCCAGAACUAAACAGUCUCUGAAUCCCAAAAACGCAUCGACAAAACAGAAUGAGCAGACAGCUGAACCUAGUGAGGAACAAUGCAACCAACUGGCCGAGGAUAAUCUAAAACUAACCGAUAUUUUAACCGAUGAUGAUGAUGAGACUCCCAAAGCUGCGGUAUCACGUACUAUAGAAAACAAUAGCCAGGCACCAUUAAAUUUAGCACCAAGUGCAACCAAUAAGCGAACGAAACGUUUGCGAAAGCGCUCUAUUUCACGACGAAGACUGCAAAUGGACAAUUCUCAGCUACUAAGUACCGAAACGGAGACGGAACUAAACCCGCAAGCUCACAUCAGUAGACGUACGGUUAAGAGGAAACAUAUACCUCUUAAUAGGGCACCCGGUACACCGUUAAAUGGUGAAAAGUUUGCUCAGGAAUUGGCACGAAUGAGCAACUAUGAGAUACUCGAUUUGCGCAAACGCAAUUCUUUGGGUCGAGUUUUUGCCAUAUCGGGCCGCAAGUCUGUACGGUCUCAUGAGGAGGCUGUUAAAAAGCAAAAUGAAUUAGACGAUCAAAUUGAAAUAGAACUGCUAAAGCGUAACCUCGACGAAGCUACUGACAAACAACACUCACUAAAUGAUCAAGCUAAUAUCGGAGAGGAUAUAGAUGAAUGCCUGCCAGCACCCGACGAAUUUCGUGACUCGUUGGAUAAUCGACAAAAAACUAAAAAUAAAUCCAAGGAUUCAUCUCUAAUUGAUGAAAAAUCUACGGAUCGUAUUUCCUUCAAACGAAAAAAACGAAAUAGUUUAGAAAAGUCAAGGUCAUCAAAAUCCAAUAAAAAGCCAAUUCCAGAUGUAUUGAAACAAUAUUUGGAGGUAUCAAAAAUGUUGACACAAAAGAAAAAAAAUAAAAAUAGAAUUAAUACAUCCAAACGUUCACUCUACACCCAGGGCAAUUCGGACACCGAAGAAACCAAUAGUUCCCCAGAAAAGUCCGAAUUGGAGAAGAACCGUUCGAGCUUUAGAAAUAAGAAAAAAAGUAUACCGUACGUACCCUCCCCUCCCAGAUCAGAUGUCGAUGAAAUUACAACUCUGAAAGUUGUAUCGCCACCACCUCCUUUAAAUAUUACGCCCAGAAAAUCAUUACCUCAAUCACAUCAGCAGACCACAGCAGUUGACGUAGAGGAAAACUCUUACAAUUCUAAUACUACUACAAAUGAAGCUCUACCACCACCACCGCCAGGAUUUGAAAGUGAUUCGGGUGUCAGUUCUAACCAUUACAACAUUCACUCUAACACUAACAACACGUUACAAACAGAUCAAGUAAACACCAUCAACCAGACUCCACAAUUAACUACAAACAACAACAGCCACACCGAUAAUGAUGAUGACCAAAUAUUUAAGAAACCUCUGCAAACAGCCCCUAAAAGACGAGGACGUCCCAAUAAUGUAAGUAAAAUUCCCUCAAAUAAUUUAGUACAAAGUACGAGCGAUUCACAGGAAUCGGCUGAUAAUAGUGCGGAUGCAACAGACGGCUCACUUCGUAGAUCGAAGCGUGGUCAGGUGCCUUUAAAACAUCCGAUACCCAUAUUCCAAUUACUGUUUCAACAAACAUUCAAUAGACGUAUGGAAAUGAUAGAGAAGAAAAAGCAAAAAGAUAAGCAAAAAUCACGCGAACUUUCCAAAGCGAAUAAGCUGAAAAAUGUUAAAGAUAAAGACUCCAUUCCAUCUACAAAAACCUCGCAACCAGGACGAACACGACUUCCAACUGUUCCGGAAAACGAGCCAUAUAUUACUUCAUUACAUCAAGAUAUAGAGAUUUUGACGAAAAAGAAGACAACCAAAGUUAAAGAAUCCAAAGUAAAACGUAAGCAGAAUAAAAACAACAACAACAACAAUGAAGAUAUCCAACCGCAUGAUAACUUUGAGUGUAGUCGUAUAAUAAUGAAUACACCACCACCAGUUGAUCAUCUGAACAAUGUCUUUGAUCAAUUGAGAAAUACUAGCUCUACACUCAACACCUCACCACCAACACCACAGCCAUCAUCAAGUCGUGAUUUAGUAGAAAAAGUAAAACCGUUUAAAGUUCGUGUGGCCCGCAUAAAAUCGACAGCGCAACCAAGUGGCUACGAUAAUGUUGGUGUCACUUCCACCAACAACAACAACUCAAACUAUGAAUUAAUUUCUUGGUUGAAAAACAUUUCGGAAUCGGACAGCUCGGUCGCACGUAAUGGCGAAAAUGAAGAGAUUUUCAAGGAAAUGCGAAUUUCAGCCGCAUCCAAUCUCUCCUUUACCGAACUGCAAGGUGUCGAGUAUGCAUUUUACGAUACAGACGAGAAGGCCAGUUUGGGCUACCUACGAUUCAAGCCGCGCCAAAUAAAGCCCAAAAAGAAGGCCAAACGUUUCCAUUUACAUUUCGUUACGCUGGUGGGAAAUUUUCGUAUAACAGCCAACGACAAAGAUAGUCGAAUUGGUGUCGGCGACAUGGUGGCCAUUGAGAAAUCUGUCUACUAUGACAUCGAAAAUAUAACUGAUGAUAUUGGUAUCCUAAUGGUGAUAAAAAAAUAAUUCGAUCUACUUUAACAUGUAUAUGAUUUCACAUCUGUUUCUACGCUCUAUACAUAAGUAUUUUAUUUUAUAUUUGCAUUUAUAAAUAAUGUAUGUAUCUACUUAUACGAGUAUAAUAAUUAUUAUUUCUUUAAGUAACUUCACAAUAAAAUGUUUUGUUUAUUAUUCAGUAAAUAAUUUAGUUAGUUAAGAAUAAAACAUAUAAAAACAUUUUAAAGGAUACGGGAUAUCCCUGGAGUUGAAAAUAUCUGGCUUUAACCACUAUAAUUCCAAAAUGAAAGGCUUUAUUUUUUUAGAAAAAUCAAAUCUAAAGAAUAUUUUAAGCCUUUUCGGGAAUUUACAAUAUAAUCUAAAUCCCAAUUGUAUUAAUUUAAUUAUUUUUUAUCUACAGUUUCUUAUCUGUUUUUUUUUUGUAAGAGUAGAUUAGUUAAUGUGCUGGGUAAUAAAAAUAAAACAAAAAAUAUAAAAUCAUUGUUAUUCAUUUGAUGCAAAAUCAACA
Calliphora vicina (urban bluebottle blowfly) is the source of this 4577-nucleotide messenger RNA. It is a transcript of the gene Cenp-C, whose product is annotated as Centromeric protein-C. Lineage: Eukaryota; Metazoa; Arthropoda; Insecta; Diptera; Calliphoridae. The record is from RefSeq and is a predicted model, not a curated record. The coding region runs from base 32 to 4078 and encodes 1348 amino acids. The transcript has a single exon.